This is a messenger RNA of Cylas formicarius (sweet potato weevil), 625 nucleotides long. RefSeq lists its product as uncharacterized. The transcript is spliced from 2 exons. The coding region runs from base 250 to 588 and encodes 112 amino acids. NCBI's taxonomy places the organism in Eukaryota, Metazoa, Arthropoda, Insecta, Coleoptera, Brentidae. The record is from RefSeq and is a predicted model, not a curated record.
GUAUAACUAGCAACGUUUUGAGACACUCGGUAUAAGCCGUUUGCAAGUCGAGAACACGGAUUUUACAUUUUUAAUGGCGAUCAGCAUUUUUCCGAUGUGCAAUGACGAAAAUAUUUUGCCCCUAACGGUUUCGUUGUCACCUAAAUAUAAUAAUUUGAACCGUUUGCUAUUUGUUUUUGCAAAAUCAGCAAUCCCCAGUGUAAGUAUACAGCUGUUAAUGAUUUUAAGUGACCACUGCUCGCAAGAGACAUGGGUGUCGGCAGCUUUUUUAUCAUCUUAUCGUUAAUUUUCGUGGGGGAUUACUAUUGCCCCGUCGACUGCGAUAUUUCCGCCAACAGUAUAAUGCGCAAGGCCAGCAAUCCUGUUAAUCUCGUCGAGUCGCUGCGCAGACAGAUCGAGUACAAAGAGCAAGAACUCGAGAGGGCGGAAAAGGUGAACAAAAAUUUCGAGAAAAUGAUCGAACUGGUCAACGUUCUAGGUCAAGUCGACACGUUUCUCACGGACAGGACGCGGGCAAUCAUCAAGAAGCUGGCCAUCUUGACUGAAGACGGAAACGACAUUGUCGUGGCCAAAACAUCGAAGCAAUAAUUAUGUUUUGUAUUUGCUGAUAAUAAAAGUUUGAAAA